This is a messenger RNA of Crotalus tigris (Tiger rattlesnake), 941 nucleotides long. RefSeq names its product C-X-C motif chemokine 2-like. Gene Ontology annotation, molecular function: CXCR chemokine receptor binding; chemokine activity. Lineage: Eukaryota; Metazoa; Chordata; Lepidosauria; Squamata; Viperidae. The transcript is spliced from 4 exons. Gene Ontology annotation, cellular component: extracellular region. Gene Ontology annotation, biological process: cellular response to lipopolysaccharide; antimicrobial humoral immune response mediated by antimicrobial peptide; inflammatory response. Bases 28 to 462 code for a protein of 144 amino acids. The record is from RefSeq and is a predicted model, not a curated record.
GAAAACUUACGCAAUCCCCUGGCCAUCAUGAAACAUUAUGUCGUGGGCCAACGCAAUGUUAAUGGAUGGACUUAUUCUGAGUCAACUUUUCCUUGCCUUGCCACUUACAAAAGUAUAAAAAGCCUGCAGCGGGCACUCCAGAGUAUCCUCCAGCCUCCCCGACGCAAGAUGGACCGCCAACUUUUCAGCGCGUCUUUUCUGCUUCUUUUCCUCCUCAUAGUCCUGGUUCCAUCGACCGGAAACACCUUGCCCAUCGAGAAUAAUGGAUGUCAGUGUAACCCUACAACCUUACCUAUCUCACCAAGAAGUAUUAAUUCUGUACAUUUAAUCCAGUCAGGACAACAUUGCAGUGUUCUGCAAGUCAUAGCUACCAUCAAGAAUGGGACCAAAGUCUGCCUGAAUCCAGAACUUCUAUGGGUCAAGCGCAUUGUCCAGGUUCUCCUGAACAGGGAAAACAACUAACAAGCUAUGCAAAAUGGAUGCAAUGGAAGAUGGGAGAAAGAAAAAAUGCUAGAAAAUUGCAUAGAAGAAAGAAAGAGCUUGCUGCCGUUGUUGAUUUUAUAAGAAAUCUUUCAAACGCUGUUUUCUUGCUUUGCAUCAUCAUACAUUAAAUGUACAGCAGGUGGCAGCAUCUAACUGAUCUCUGAUACUAAGUGGUACAAUCCCUGAUUGCUGCAGGAUUAUCUAGGUAUUCCAGGAUUGUUAGUAAGAGUGUGGAAAAUCAGGAAAACAAAAUAAAAACCACCAUCAUAGAAGGCUAUAGUAAAACAUUUCUGUAACCUUGUUAAGAAAAUUGUGUUGAUGUCCUCAUCAGAAUUGGAGCUGAUUGUUUUGUAUGCAUCUUCAUCUUUGCUUUUGACAUUUUAAUAGUUGCUUUUCUGGUUUCUUUUGAAUUGGAGAGGAAAACAUGUACAAUAAAUAAUUUUUUUUCUUAAUCUUAA